This is a messenger RNA of Argiope bruennichi, 9172 nucleotides long. RefSeq lists its product as uncharacterized. The record is from RefSeq and is a predicted model, not a curated record. Lineage: Eukaryota; Metazoa; Arthropoda; Arachnida; Araneae; Araneidae. Gene Ontology annotation, cellular component: cytoskeleton. Bases 927 to 5744 code for a protein of 1605 amino acids. The transcript is spliced from 31 exons.
UGGUGCAAUUGCGAAGUCUGUGCAGUGAGUCUUCUGCGUCUAUGCUGGAAUUUUUGGCGCCACGGCCAAGCGUAGAAUUUUGGUGCAGGAAUUUUUCAGCAUUUCUGAGGUUCUACUGUGCGAGAUUUUAAGUUAUGCGUCAUUUUUCUGAGCGAUCGUUUGUAGACACUAAAUUUUUCAGUAUGAUAUGACUUUGAAAAUUUGUUGUGUAUCGUUUAAACAAACAGUCCUGAAAGGAAUUCCUUGUUCUUGAACUCGUCCCAUGAAAUCGAAAGUGCGCUGCUUCGUUGUUUGUUUUUCGGUUAAUUUUCCACGUGUUUUGCAAAAAUGAAGAAAAAGGAGUAUUGCUUGCAAUCUGCUAUGCAAUUUCGAGAACACAUUCGAAUCGUCAAUCGUUUCAAUAACAAUCUGAAAUGAAACAAUGUUUGUUGUUGACUGUUGAUUGUUGUUUACACUGCAAAGCGAUCAGGUGUUUGAUAGCGGAAGCUGUAACAGUAUUUAUAAUCAAUAGUUACAAGAGGGAUCAUGAUAAAAGUUUGUGUUACAAAUCAUUUAAUGAAAAGUUAUUCAUAAUUUAAAUGAAAUGGCAUACCAUUUCUCUGUUUAACUUUAUUUCUUCUGCGAAUGACAUGUGAACAUUAUUCUGCAACAGUAAAAUUACUGUGAUAGAUGAGUUCACUGAGAUUUUAAAGAUAUAAUUUGUGUUUUAAAAUGCAAUUUAAUUUUUAAUUCUAGAAGACAUAGAAUAUUUGACAAACUGUAAGAAGUUCUUUUUUAGCGCGGGGAUUGAAUGUAAUUUCAGUCACAUUGGUGAAGUGGUUUGAAACAUUGAUAAAACUUGGAAAAAUAUUUGUAAAAGUGUAAAUUUUACUCAAUUGACAUUUGGAGAAAAAAGCCAAAUUAUCAGGAAGUGGUUUCUUUUGGCAAUGACGGACCCCACCGAAUUGGCUCGCUACGGACCUUUGGAUCGUCUCAGUGUAGCCUCAUCCGUGAGGUCUUCCCUUCCAUCCUUGAUGGGAGAGGGGGAGGAAGGGGGCGGAGAAGACACCUGGACCCAAGGGGUCGGUUGUGGUCUUCUCAUCAACGAUCUGAAAGAAGAGGAAAUAAACUGGAAAAAGCGCUAUGAAGAACUGGAAAUCGUGAUGGUGAAGUUUCGGGUUGAAGCUGCUAAAGUUCAGGAUGUGUUGCAAAAGAAGUUAACUGAGUUGCAAAGCAAAGUUCGUAAUGCGGAAAGGAAAGCCGAAGAAGCUGAAAGGAAGGCUCAGGUGAUGGAGAAAAAAUUUUCUGAAAUAAAAAAUAGUGCUUCGUCAUCUGUUCCAUGUACUUGCAAUAAAACAUUUUUUUCUAAAAAUAAUUAUGAAUGCUCCAACAGUAAAUGUGUGAUAUCUGCACUAGAACAACAAGUGGAAGAACAGAGGAGAUUGCGGAUUUUGGAUGCAAAGCAAGUUGAAGACAAGGCUGCUAAGAUCAAAGAAUGGGUUACAAAUAAAUUGAAAGAGCUUGAAGAACAGAAUCAACAUUUAAGAGAACAAAAUCAGAAAUGUAAUGUACAAUUAGAAUUGCUGAAAAGUCGUUUGACUAACUUAUCCGAGUUGAGCCCAAAUCCUAAUCAUAAAAACAUAAGAGAUCGUGGAAGCACAGAGCAGGAUUCCUCUCGCGGAAGUUUUGAAGAGCACGGUGAUUCGGAUGACAGCUUGCCUCCUCCAGAAGUUCUUGAAUAUUCAUCACAAUCAACAAUGCAGCAUACAUGUAGAGAACAUUCGCUUAGUGGAACUGAUGGUUUGUGUUAUCAUUGCUCAUCGCUUGUACCUCAAGAAACUGAACAAAAAGUCUCUUCACCUAACUCACUUUAUGCAUCUGUUGAUUAUUCGUCCAAAAAGAAUCAAACUUUCACAAACCAAGCUGUAACUGAACCUCCAAAACUUAAACUUGAAAGAAAAAAAUAUGCACUUGAUGGAUGUUUUACACCAUCAACUCUCAGUACUACUUCUGAUCAAAGAUAUUCAGAUGUUGAUUGUUUAUCUUGGAAUAGAGGAUCUUCUCGAAUUGACUCAGGAUCAGCUGAUAUAGAUACUCCUAAUAGUGUUCUGAGUCCUGAUGAACCAAUUUCGUCGAUUGUAUCCCAUAAUGCUGGUCAUGAUAUUGGGAUGUAUAGCCAAAGGCAGUCCUUUCCAGGUUCUGAACAACAGGCUCUUUCUGAUCAGAAUCUGCAGUCACUAAAUGAAGAACUUGGUACUGGACAUCAAGAUUAUUCUCAGAAAAAUAUUUUAGGAAAUCGACCCUUAACUGCUCCAAGUAUUGCUUCUAACUUGGAUACUACCGAUUGUUUUGACUGUGAUAGCCAUAAACGAAUGCCUGAUAAAAGUGGUCUAACUCUUGAUGAAUUAUCAUGCUCUCUGAGCAAUUACAAAGAUAAUUCUUGCAGUCAAGAUGAGCUUCAUGAUUAUGCUGAAAUAUAUACUCCAAACAAAGAUUGCUCUGAUUUUUAUACUGACAAUGAUGAAUGUGAAUCCGUCAUUACAGAUGAUUUAGCAAACAAUACUGGUAAGCCUCCAACGCCACCUUUGCAUCGUUUUCCAUCAUGGGAAUCAAGAAUUUAUGAUGUAGCAAACAAUGGAAUAAAUGUAUCAUCAGAUAUUUCUCCAGUGCCUGCAAAUGAUUCGUCCAACAACAAUCAAAGCAAAACUUCGAAUGAUGUCAAUUCUUCUAAUAAUACUUUUACAGAGCUGAAUAUUCCUGUUUAUGCUACUGUAAAAGGGAGAGCUUCUCAGAUCAGAUCUGUACCUUUCACUGGAGACUCAUCUGAUUCUUCUGACAAUGAAGAUGCAAGAGUAACCAUGACCACAACGUCAUCUCAAACUACUAGUGGAGACACAGAAUCUUCAGCAUCGCUUGGUGCAGGUGCUCAUGAUAGUAGUCCCACAGACAAAAAAUUAUUUCUUAAUCACAGAAUAUCUUCCAAUCCCACUCCCCCUCCUUAUAAUUCACCUUCUGCUUUAUCAAAAUGUCAUGGUUCUUCUGCUUCUCCUAUGAAGAUUGUCCGUAGAGAAAUGUCAAAUGAAUCUGUUUUGUCUGAUGACUAUGCUGUGCCACCAGAUGCAGUUUCCGUGGAUGUUAUUAGCAUUAAUUCGACAGAUAAUCAUUCAAGUGUUACAAAUACUCCAACUUUUAUUCGAAGAAUACUGUAUUCGGAAGAUACUCAGAAGAAGGAAGUUCUUGAGAAAAGUGGCUACCUUACAAAACUGGGAGGAAAAUUUAAAACUUGGAGAAGAAGAUGGUUUGUUCUCAAAAAUGGAAUGCUUAGCUAUUAUAAAUCUCAGACUGAUGUUAAUAGAAAACCACAGGGACAGAUUGUUUUAGACAAUGUUUGCAGAGUGAACCGUGCAGAAGGGGCUGCAACGUUUGAGAUUUCUACUGGUAAAAGAACUUACUACUUGACUGCAGACUCUAUUAGCAUGAUGGAAGAGUGGAUUAAAGUUCUUCAGAAUGUAUUGCGCCGAAAUGCAACAAAAUUACUCUUAACAAAGGAUGAUAAACCUGCUGCCGAAGGCUGGUUAACGAAGGUGAAACAUGGCCAUUCACGUCGUUGCUGGUGUGUGUUAAUCGGCAGAAUGUUUUUGUACUUCAAAACACCAAAUGACUGUAAUCCACUUGGUCAAAUUAAUAUGCGUGAUGCUAGAGUGGAAGAGGUACUUCAUGUUUCUGAUAGUGAUGAAGAAGAAAAUGAUCAUAAUAAAGUUACCAAAUCUGAAUAUACUGUUGGAAUUUUUCCUAAUCAUCAAGGACCAACAUAUUUAUUGAUGGACAGCAAACAGGAAAUGGAUUCUUGGUUGUAUCAUUUAACUGUUGUGUCAUCUGGAGAUAAUUUGGCUGGAACGCAAUAUGAGCAGUUAAUUGCAAAAUUAAUGGAGGUUAAUGGAGAGGAAAGCUGUGUUGUUUGGAAACAUCCUCUCCUUCUUUACUCAAAAGAUCCUAUCUCUCAACCUUUAACUACCUUGCCAUCUGAACAGCUUCAGCUGGAAGCAGUGAAAAUGUUCAAAUCUAUUCAGUUGUUUAUUUCUGUUCCACUGGAUACUUCUGGGAUAGAGUACCAUGUUGCUUUGGCACAAAAUUCAUUACUGCAAUGUCUUAUAUAUCCAGAACUUCAAAACGAACUUUUUUGCCAACUAAUUAAGCAAACUUCUCGACAUAGUCAUCAGAAAAUCGGCGUCCAGCAACUACUUAUUUGUGCUACACAGUCUCUGUUUUUGUGUGAUUCAUCAUCGGCAGAAAAAACAUCUUCAUCUGCUGGUAGCUCAGAAAAACCAUUACCUACCGAAAGCAAGUUGAAUCCAGCUCCAUUUGUAUUUGUACAAGCCUGGCAACUUUUAGCACUUGCAGUUUCACUUUUCGUGCCAAAGAAUAGAACUCUGUGGUACCUACGGAUGCAUUUGCAAAGGAAUGCAAAUUCCAAAUUAGAAGCUGGUAAAUAUGCCAUAUUUUGUCAAAGAGCUCUGGAACGAGCUUUGGUUAAUGGAGGACGAGAAUGCAAACCUUCUAGAAUGGAAGCUCUCAGUAUUUUAUUGAAAAAUCCAUACCAUCACUCUUUACCUCAUAGCAUACCUGUACAUUUCAUGAACGGAACUUACCAGGUUUUUGGGUUUGAUGGUUCCACAACUGUACAUGAAUUUACUCAAACUGUAAAUCGAGAAGUAGGCAUCAGAGAUUGUGAAUAUUCUGGUUUUGCUCUCUUUAGUGAUGAUCCUAUUGAAAAAGACUUAGAGCACUGUCUAUUGAAGGAAGCCAAACUUUGUGAUGUCAUUUCUCAGUGGGAGCAAGCUUUGCGUGUACAACAUUUAGGGAAAUUUGAAAAUACAAAAGUUCUCAAACUUAUGUAUAAAAACAGGCUUAUUUUAAGGCAAAACGGCAAAGCAGAGACAGAUAAAGAGAGAUUGCUUUUAGUGUAUCAAAUCAAUGAAGAAAUAAUGGAAGGAAAGUUCCCUCUGUCAAAAGAAUUAGCCAUCGAGUUGGCUGCUCUACUUGCCCAGAUUGAAUUUGGAGAUUAUUCAAAUGAUAGUUCUCGCAUUACUGAAGCUAAUUCCAAACCAAAACCUCAAAUUGUUCAAGUUAUCGAUCAAUUUUUUCCUAAAAAAUUCAGGGAUGCUGUUAAUGAUAAGAAGAUUUCAGAAUUAAUCAAAGAGAAAUGGUUGGCAUUAAAAGGGCGUAGCAAUUUGGAUUGCGUUCGUAUUUAUUUAAAUUGUGCCAGAAAAUGGUCAUUUGCAGGAGGAAAGCUAUUUCCUGCCAAGUUCAAAUCUGGAUCGCAUCAGAAUGUUUGGCUGGCCAUUGCUGAAAACUGUAUUGCAAUCUUAGAUACUUCUACUCUGCAGUGCAUUGUGCGAUAUCCUUAUUCUUCAGUAAUGACAUUUGGUGGUUGCCGAGAUGACUUCAUGCUUGUCAUCAGCUCUCAAUGCUCUUCUACAGAGAGAAAUACAUGCAGUACUGAACGCUUGCUAUUUUCGAUGACAAAACCGAAAAUACUGGAAAUUACCCUACUUAUCGCAGACUACAUGAAUGCCAUUGCACAAAAUAGUACGUCUAGAAAACGGUGCACCAGUACCAUUUUUCCUUCGCCUAGAGGUUCAUUUUCUUCAAAAUUUCGAUCUAAAGUCCGUGCCAAUACUAGUGUUUCUCAGAAUAGUAAUACUUCUGCUGGAAGUAUGCACGCUGAUUCUUCUCCAGAUCAUGGGAAAAUGGCUUUGUCCUAGUCAGUAUUUUAUAUAUAUAUAAUAUAUGAACAUUUAUUUUUAAAAGUUAAUGUACACAAAAAGCCAUCAUUGAGGACAUUCCUCUGCCAUAUUGGGGCCAAUGAUUAAAUAUAUCGAACUGAAAUAUAGUUCUUGUCAGUCACAUUGAGUAUUGAAUGUACUCGAAACAUUAAACAUAUUUAUUUAUUGUGGCUUCAUUUCAUUUGUUUCAGACUGAUAAAAUAAUUUGGUGCUAUUUCUUUUCUUUGUUCUUCUGCUAUUGUUUUUCAGUAUUGUUGUAUUUUGCGAAAACGGAUUUAUUUCAAAAUGAUGUUUGAAUAAAUCAUAUAUGCAAUAGAUAUUUCUUUAAGCAUAGGAUUUGCUUUUAUAAUUAAUCUCAUUAUUUAAAAUAUACUUUCAUAAUUAAAGAGGUAUGAAUAAUUUUUGUUUUAGCUGCAUCGAUUUUAAUAUGUGUAUAUGCAUUUCAGUGUUUUGAAAUCAUACAGUGAAAGUUUCAUUAAUAUACAUUGAAACUUUCUUCCAAAUAUUUCUCUAUAUCUAUUAAUUUAAAUAUGAAACCCCUUUUUGUAUUGUUUUUACGGUUUAUGUGUAGGACAACUGUAUGUAUGGUUAGCUGCAAGUAUAUUGUGUAAUUUGUUGAAUGUUUAAUGUAUUAGGAUAUAUAAAUUCUAAAUGUUUUUUUCCUCUGAAGUAAGGUUAUGUAAUGAAAAAGAAAUUUCCACCAGAUGAUUUUUGUGUAUUAAAAUAUAUUAUUUAGUAAAUGUAUUGGUAGUUGUUUGUUUUAGAUUGCUUGAAUAAUAACUUUGCUCGCUUUUUGUAAAUAUUCAAUUCUUGAUCUGCUUUAUUUUGUUUAUUGGGAACUGUUUUCCAAACUCUCUCCACAUGUAUCAUUGAAAUUUCAAUCAUGAAAAAUAUUCUUUGAAUGUUUUUGAAUAGUAAUAAAUAAGCAAAACUAAAUUAAAUUUAAAACGUUUGCUUCGAAAAGAAACAUGUUUAUUUUAUACUUAAGAGCAUAUUAACUUCAGAAUUCCUUGGUUUGAAACUGACAUGACUAUUAUAAUAAUCGUAUAUGACUGACUAAUAUGUUAAAUAUUAAGGAAACUCUAAAUCCAAUAGUUUUGUAAAAUUAUUAUCAUUAGUUAUUAAUUUGUAAAUCGUUUUUUCUUCCACUAGAAGAAAACAAAAUUGUUAUUAAGCAAUUUAACUCAACAAAUAACAGUUCUUUCCAUUUUAGUUCUAAAAAAGGAUCUUUUGACAUUUGACAUUCUAUUUUGUUUAUACAGGGUGUCUCAAUAACCUUGACCGCGGCUUUUAUUCCGUAAAUACUGAUCUUAGACAUAUACUGUAAAUUAAAAAGUUGCGUAAAAAAGGUGUAAAAUGUUAUGAAAUCGAUUUAAAUUUUCAGGGGAUUAAACUUCAAAAAAUACAAAAUUUAAAUUUUCAUGCGGACCCCGUACAGAAAAAUUCCCAAUGAGUAAAAUGUGCCCCAUCCUCUAAUAAGGUCAUGUAGAAAAUUUCAGCAAUUUAUCUCAAAAAGUCUCAAAGAUAUGAAACUACAUAAAUGCUGACUUAAAUCACUUUUCGAUGCCUGGAUAUGUGUUCGCAAAGAGGAAAAAUCAUGUUGGAUGUCCAUGUUUUAGGGAUCGUACACAAAUUAACAAAAAAAAAUAAUAAUUGAAUAAAUAAAUAAUAAUUUUGGUAUUUAUUGGUUCAAAAGUAUUAAAAAUUUGUAGAAAUAAUAACUUAAAGGAACGAUUACAUAAGUUUUUUUACAAGUUCAUUGACUGUGCUAUUUUUUAGCUAUAUUCUGUAAUUCAUGAUGUAAAAUUUUAAAGUAUUUUUCAGGAAGCAUAGAUUUUAAAAUUUGUAUUUAAAACUAAAGAUAUAAUGCAUAUUUUAUUUCUUUAUGAUUCAUUCCUGCGUCGCGUCAUCUGCACUGAAGCUGUAAACAUUUGCAUUUUAAUUUGUAAUUGACCCUUCACCAACUUUGUUUUUACAUAUCUUUGAGAAUUUUCAUGAUAAAAUUCUGAAAUUUUGUACAUGACCUUAUUAGAGGAUGGGGCACAUUUUAGUUCUUUCACAUUUUCUAUUUUUUAAAGUUUAAUCUUAUGAAAAUUUUAAUCGAUUUCAUAACAUUUUGCUCCUUUUUUUACUCAAAUUUGUAAUUUUCGGUAUAUGUCUGUGAUCAGUAUUUAAGGAAUAAAAACCGCGGUCAAGGUUUUUGAGACACCCUGUAUAACUUGGGGUAUUUCAACAAAAUCAAAUUAAUUACUACUGCAAGAUUUUUUUUUCUUUUACAUUUUGAAUUGUUAUUGCAAUCGAAGUAGCUGCAUUUUAAUUUUGUUAGUGUCAUACAAUGAAUUUUUUUUAGUGAAUACAAUCAUAUCUAAUUAUUAUAUUGCUUUACUCAAUUUUUAAAAUUCUAAUAAUUUAUGAAAUAGAAAGUUUAUUUAAAUUUUGAAUUGAAAAUUUAUUAAAUUCUUACACAAUUUUAUACGUUUAGUUUAAAAUGAUUAAGGAUUUAAGUACCCUUUCUUCUAUACCAUUUGAAAAGGUGUUAGUCAGACAUAAUUUUAAAUCAUCAAUUAAUUUUUUAAUGUAAUAAUAUUACAAAUGCAAUGCAUCUCGAUAAAAAUAAUUGGUAGAUAAAUCCGAUCUAGAUAUAUUAAUUUUUCCGCUUCUUAAUUUUUAUGUGUAUUUAAUUUUUUAAGUAAUUAGAUUAUCGCUGAAAUUAAUCAGAUUGAUUUUCUCCAUGUGUACUGCUUGCAUUUUCUCAAGAUUUUUAAAAAGGGAAUUUUAAAUUAUUACAUUGAAUUUAUAAUUGUACGUAUUAUAAAUAUAGGUUUUUCUUUUGGUGAAGAUCUUGAUAAAAUGAUUCUUCCAUAUUAAUGGCCGACACACUAUAGAAGUUAUUUAUUUCCGAUCAGAAUAUAAUACUAAAUGUAUGAAUAUCAAAUAAGAGGUGACUGUUUAAUUCUUUUUUCAUUUGUGAAAGUAAUAACUAUCUAUCAAAGACUACUAAGGUAUAAAUAUUUUUAUGGAUUGAAGAAGAGAUAUGUCUAAAAUUCUUAAUGUAACCUUUUUUUAGCUGUACAUAGAUAGUAGGAUGUUUAUAUGUGUAUAAUUACUUCUAUAAAAGGAUGCAUAUAUCUGUAUUCCUUCCGAGCUUUUUAUGUAAAACGGUGUGCUACUAAUUAGAAUUGUAGAGAUAUACUGUUUUAUAAAUGCUCAAAAUCAUGUUAGUAAAGUAUUUUUGUGCACAUCUGUAUUUUACAUAAGUCUUUUGUAAUAAAUUGUUCUUGAAAAUAUGUAUAUCUUCAUCUGAUAUCCAUUAGUAGGACGUACUUUGAAAAAAUAGCAGAAUUGAAAAGGAUAGAACAUGUAAUAGAAGGUAAUCUCAAUGUAAUUUUGUUUUAUGUGUUUAUAAU